This is a messenger RNA of Colias croceus (clouded yellow), 2700 nucleotides long. It is a transcript of the gene Sugb, whose product is annotated as major facilitator superfamily domain-containing protein 6. Gene Ontology annotation, molecular function: transmembrane transporter activity. The transcript has 14 exons. Bases 123 to 2333 code for a protein of 736 amino acids. NCBI's taxonomy places the organism in Eukaryota, Metazoa, Arthropoda, Insecta, Lepidoptera, Pieridae. Gene Ontology annotation, cellular component: membrane. The record is from RefSeq and is a predicted model, not a curated record.
ACAGGUGCUAAAAAAGUAGGCAGUAGCGUGGACGUUAUAAAGUUAUUUUCUAUAAUGUACUUAAUUAGUUUCUAACUUCAUAUCAAGUAGAUUGUUGAAUAUUCAGUGAGCUUAAAGUCAUCAUGCUGCCAAUGAAAAUGAAAAUCGACAAGAAGCUCCUGCCAAUUAAAGGCCACUUCUUUUUAUAUAAUGCGGGCACGGCUCCAUUAGUCCCAUACUUGUCUACAUAUGCUCGUCAAUUGGGAUUUUCAUCUGCCACUGUUGGUCUCAUUUAUACAAUACUGCCUAUAUUUGGUCUUAUUGCCAAACCACUUUUUGGUGUUAUAGCUGAUAGGUUUAAAAUACAAAAGCCAAUAUUUUUAUUAUUUCAAAUAGUGACAUUGAUAAGUUUUUCGGCUAUAUACUUUAUACCGGAGAAUGCGUCUAAACUAACAGCCGAAUUGGAUUGUGGAGAUGGCGCGACGAUGCUUAAAAGUUGUUAUAAGACAGCUGAAGAAAUUGACAGCUGUAAGAUAAUAUCUUUGGGUAAUCAAAAUGCUACGGCUGAUUGUAGGAUGAACUGUGAUAUGACGUCACCAAAAAUGUGGCAAACUGUAUGCGAACAUUGGAACAUACCGCAGUACUGCUAUAGUAACACGGAAAGCAUAGAAUACAUCUCACACAUUAGUAAUAUAACACUAAAAGACAGGUGUGCCUACAUCCCAACACAUAAUGUGACACUUGAAGGAUAUAAUUUUAAGCCAAGUUGUCGCAUUGGAAACGGUUUCGUGGACGUCAACGAACCAUGCACUUUGAAGUGUACAAAUGAACAGCUUUCUGGUGUCAUUGGACCAAAUAAAGCUAAUAUGACAUGCGUUGAUAAUACUUUGAACUACCGCUUAUGUGAUGGUAAUAUGAGUACCAUAGAUAAUAUAAAGACAAACCAAAUGGAUCAAUGCAAGGCAACCUGUGAACUGGACAAAACUCAGCCCUGGAAGCUAAUGGAGAUCUGUCUAGGCUGGGGUGCUGACGUCACGAACGCUUGUAAACCCAAGACAAGGGCGGGUGAACAUUUACCAGAUCAUUUAUCCUUUACUGGCGUGGUACGAUUGUCCAAAACGGUCACUGAACAUAAGUGUGUGUUCUUGAGGAUGGAACAUAUUGUGAUGGACGAUGGCACUAUACAUUAUCCAGAUUGUAUAUCCAAAGCUCAAUAUGAAAUGGAAGUCAGUCUGUUUCAUCCAUCGUGUGAAAUCAGCUGUAACAAUGCGCAGAUAAAUGAAUUAUUACAAGCCGCAAGAGACAGUACCAGUGAGGAAACUAAUCAAUAUACAAAACAAUUUUGGCUGUUUUUCAUGCUUAUGCUCAUAAGUUGGGUCGGACAAGCUGUUACCGUUACUUUUGCGGAUGCUAUCUGUUUUAAUUUACUGGGUACUAAAGUAUCUCAGUACGGCAAACAGAGGCUGUGGGGUUCGGUCGGAUUUGGUCUAUUUUCCCUACUAACUGGCAGCCUUAUAGACGUGUUCAGUGACGGAGCGUACAAGGACUAUACUAUAGCGUUCAUACUCAUGUUUGUGUUCAUGUGCGGCAGUAUUAUUGUGUCGUGGUUUGUUAGGGUGGAAUCCACAAAAUUCUCAGUGAACAUCCUUGCAGACGUUGGAUCUCUACUACGUUCGUUACACACGUGUGUGUUCAUAGCAUGGACGAUAGCGGUUGGUCUCUGUACUGGGCUGAUAUGGCAGUUCCUCUCGUGGCACAUAGAAGAUGUAGCAAGGCUGUCUUGUGAUGGAGCGGACUAUAUGAAAACGUUGCAGGGGCUUGUGAGCGCUAUACAGACGUUCUGUGGUGAAAUACCGUUCAUGUUUUUGUCUGGUUACAUACUAAAAAAGCUUGGUCACAUAAACAUGAUGACUGUAGUGCUAUUCGCUUUUGGGGUCCGUUUCAUACUAUACUCAGUAGUGACUAACGCGUGGUGGAUAUUACCUAUAGAGAUGCUACAAGGCAUUACAUUUGGAAUGUUCUACCCAACUAUGACGUCAUAUGCUAAUGUAGUGUCUCCACCGGGCACAGAGACAACUGUGCAAGGUCUUGUAGGUGCAAUAUUCGAAGGCAUUGGCACAUCGCUCGGCAGCUUCAUCGGCGGUCGUUUAUACGAGACUUAUGGUGGCUGGAAUACAUUCCGAUGGUUCGGCUAUGGUGCGUUCGUUGCUUGUGUAGUGCAUGCGAUCACACAGUACGCGAUAAAGGAUAAACAUAGCCACGUGGAGCUCAAUCAAGGUUAUACAUCGGUGAUUCACUAUGGGCAGAACAAUGACGUUGUCCAUAUAUUAGACGACAUGGAUGGUGAAAGCUAGUGAUAAAGUAUUUAAAUAAAUACAUACUCAAAUAGUAAUUAUGUACUUAGGUAGUUGUAGACAAUUAUUGCUCUUUCUUGCCUUUUUAUUUAUUUACAACUAGCGGUCUGUCCCGGCUUCGCCCGGGGUACAUAUUUGCGUUUUGUCUACUUAAGAACCAUCCUCGUACCUACUUUAAGGAAUAUAAUAAAAAAAGAAUUAUCGAAAUCGGUACAUCCGUUAACACGUGAUGCCGUGACAACGCGAAACGGGUUUCAUUUUUAGAUAUAUAGAUUUAUUAAAGCUUUCUAUGGAAGUUAUAGUUAUUACAAAAUAUGUAACAGCUGGUGCUCAUUUUAGACAUUCAAGAAAAUAGUUAUAUAAUAAU